Coniosporium apollinis CBS 100218 is the source of this 2673-nucleotide messenger RNA. RefSeq lists its product as uncharacterized. The record is from RefSeq and is a predicted model, not a curated record. Gene Ontology annotation, cellular component: plasma membrane. Lineage: Eukaryota; Fungi; Ascomycota; Dothideomycetes. The transcript has 6 exons. Gene Ontology annotation, molecular function: calcium-activated cation channel activity. Bases 1 to 2673 code for a protein of 890 amino acids.
AUGUAUGAGAGCUCUCAGUACAUCAUCAGUCUUCAAAAGAGUCCCAAUGAGGGCAGCCAUCGGAACUCGCCCUCUUCGGCUGCUGCAUUCUUUGCAACCCUGGUUCCAUCCUUGCUCCAGUUUGUCGUUCUCGUCACUGCCUUCUUGGUGCUGAGGCGUAAAGAACGACGCGUGUAUGCUCCGAGGACGUACAUCGACUCCAUACCCGACGAUGAGAAGACACCAAUACCAGACAAUACCUUCAUCGGUUGGAUCCGCAAGUUCCGCGAUGUAGAUGACGAAUAUAUCCUGAACCACCACUCCCUUGACGGCUACCUCUUGAUCAGGUUCUUCAAGGUUGUUAUUGGCAUCUGCUUUGUCGGAUGCUGUCUAACAUGGCCUAUCCUGCUUCCCAUCAACGCCACUGGUGGCGGCGGAGAGAAGCAGUUCAAUCGCGUCGCUUUCGGCAACGUUCGUGAUCCUGCCAGGUACUACGCUCACGCAUUGAUCGCGUGGGUAUUUUUGGGCUUUGUGAUGCUCGCGAUCACGAGGGAGACGAUAUAUCUCAUCAACCUACGACAAGCAUAUCUACUCUCCCCAUGGAAUGCGAGCCGGUUAUCAACGCGCACAGUCUUGCUCACGUCCGUGCCCAGAGAAUACCGCGAUGAAGAGAGGCUUCGGCGCCUCUUCUCCGCUGUCAAUCAGGUAUGGCUUGAGCCGAACUACAAGGAUCUGGAAGGUAUGGUGGAAGAUCGUAACAGCACCGCCUUGAAACUCGAGGAAGCUGAGAUACAGCUCUCGAAAGACGCCAAUAAGAGACGGCUGAAAGCAAUGAAGAACAAGGACACGGCUCGUAACGGAGCACCCGAGUCUGACAACCGCCGAUGGCUGGACAGAAAAAAGCGGCCAACUCAUAGGCUUACGCCAAUCAUCGGCAAGAAGGUGGAUACGAUCGAUUAUUGCCGCCGGCAGCUUUCCAAACUCCUUCCAAAGAUCGAUGCUUCUCGGCAAACCCAUUUAGGGGGUAACCGCAACCUAGUGAACGCCGUAUUCAUCGAAUUCGAUACCCAAGCUGCCGCUCAGGCCGCUUUUACAAUGGUCGUGCACAGCAAACCGGAAAGCAUGGUCCCUCGCCAGAUUGCCGUGCCUCCCAAACAAAUCGUGUGGAAGAAUUUGCGGAUGACUGCUUACGAGGCCAAUAUUCGGUGGAUAUUCGCCACUGUGUUGAUAUGUGCCAUGGUGUUGUUUUGGAGCAUACCCGUCUCCUUAGUUGGUAUCCUGUCGAACAUUAACUACUUGUCGGAGAAGGCUCCCUUUCUGCGGUUCAUUGACAACCUUCCGAGCUCUGUGCUCGGUGUCAUCACCGGUCUCCUACCAACUAUCUUGCUUGCCGCUCUUCUAUCACUAGUUCCUAUGAUCUUUCGUUUUCUGGCCGAGCAAACCGGUGCCGUCACUCGCGAGGAAAUCGAGCUGCAGACGCAGUAUUGGUACUUCGGCUUCCAAGUCAUACAGGUCUUCCUUGUGACGACCCUCAGUUCUGGCGCGGCAUCCGUGGCUAGCCAGAUUGCUUCCAACCCCACCUCCGUCACAGAGCUACUGGCACGAAACUUGCCCAAGGCCUCCAACUUCUACAUCACUUACUUCGUACUUUAUGGCGUUGGUAUUAGCGCCUCAUACCUGAUCAACUUCGGGGGUCUCUUUACAUUCGUGGUAGGGAGAUUCACCGCGAACACGCCACGAGCCAUGUUCACGGACUACGUGAAGCUGACCUCCCCGCGCUGGGGUUCAGAGUAUCCGAAGUGGACCAACCUCGGUGUCAUCGCUAUCACUUACUCCUGCAUCGCGCCGCUUGUUCUCGGCUUCGCCACCGUUGGCAUGAGCCUGAUAUAUGGCGCUUACCGGUACAACAUGUUCUUCGUCUACAACACCGACAUCGACACCAGAGGUGCUAGUUAUGCCAUGGCUCUACAGCAAUUGACUGUAGGCGUCUACCUAGCCGAACUCUGUCUGAUUGGACUUUUCGUGAUCCGUCUCGGUAGUAGCCUUUGGUCAAGCGGCCCGCUCCUUCUCACACUCCUCCUUCUUGUAGUCACGGUUCUCUACCAUUACUCGAUGAACAAAGCCCUCGGACCUUUGAUCACCUCCCUGCCACACAAUCUCCUCGCCGAAAGCGAAGUGCCCUACGAUACCAGCCUCGCCGACGCCGAAGCCGGCACCCCACGAAAGCACAGCCAGUCCGCCGACUCGUCAGAGCCGGAGCAAGGGCAAGCGGAUACCGGCGACAGCCAAGCCCCUCAUACCCAGGAUACCGUAGCACCAGCCGCCAUCAACGACAUCAGCACCCUCCACAAAGACCGCCCCAAACCAUCCUUCUUCCACCGCCACUUCUCCCCAGCCGGCCAAUCCGCAGCCGACAUAGCCGCCUCGCUCCACCCGCGCUUCAGACGGCUAGUCCCGCCUUACCCGGCCGAUGUGGCGAGGAAGGCGUACCUUAACCCCGUGAUGACAAGCGAGCCGCCGGUGCUGUGGAUCGUGCAUGAUGAGAUGGGGAUUUCGGAGGAGGAGGUCAGGGAGACGGGGAAGGUGGUCAAGAUUACGGAUGAGGGCGCUUGGUUUGAUGAGGGGAAUGGGAUUAUUUGGGAUAGGGAGAAGGUGAGGGAGAUGCCGGUUUGGAAGGAUGAGGUGGUUUACUAA